This is a messenger RNA of Betta splendens (Siamese fighting fish), 1023 nucleotides long. RefSeq names its product NK2 transcription factor related 7 (gene nkx2.7). The record is from RefSeq and is a predicted model, not a curated record. NCBI's taxonomy places the organism in Eukaryota, Metazoa, Chordata, Actinopteri, Anabantiformes, Osphronemidae. The transcript has 2 exons. Gene Ontology annotation, cellular component: nucleus. Bases 217 to 1023 code for a protein of 268 amino acids. Gene Ontology annotation, molecular function: RNA polymerase II cis-regulatory region sequence-specific DNA binding; DNA-binding transcription factor activity, RNA polymerase II-specific. Gene Ontology annotation, biological process: cell differentiation; regulation of transcription by RNA polymerase II.
UGUGCGCGCGCGCUGGGUGUUGCCUAAUGUUUUGGCGAGGGGUGACAGAUAUACCUCUGGCCCUGCUCUUUUAGCUGGGCCCGCGGAUGAUUUAAGUCUCGCCGGGCCCUUCACUCAUCAGUCCGCUCAGAGCCACGUCCGGCAGCAUCACCGCCAGAACGAGCGCAGCGCGUCCGACGGACAAGAAGUCAUUUUCCGCGACCUGCCGGGGUGGGAAUGCAUCCCAGUUCAAUGACCUCGACUCCCUUUUCGGUCAAGGAUAUUCUGAAGCUGGAGCACCACCACGACUUCGAUAAUGAUUUUCUGAUGACUGAACAAGUCGUUCCGAUGCAGCAUCAGCACGUGCACGCUGCGUCCCGCAGCGGCGACUUUUACGGCUUCCACGCGUUGCCCCGCGUCUCCGGGACAGAUGGGAAGCUGGACACUCACAACUCGGCAGCAGAGGAGGAGAUAGCUGAGCAGGAGCUGAGCAGCGUGGACAGUUCAUCCGACUGCGACAAGAACGCAAGGAGCAAACCCAGGCUGCGCAGGAAGCCCCGGGUGCUCUUCUCCCAGGCGCAGGUGUCCGAGCUGGAGAGGCGCUUCAGGCAGCAGCGCUACCUGUCCGCCCCGGAGAGGGAGCAGCUGGCCCACAUCCUCCGACUCACCUCCACGCAGGUGAAGAUCUGGUUCCAGAACCGGCGGUACAAGUGUAAGCGCCAGAGGCAGGACAGGUCCCUGGAGCUGGCGGGUUACCCACCGGCGCCGCGGAGGGUGGCGGUGCCGGUGCUGGUGCGGGACGGGAAGCUGUGCGGCGCGGGGUCGCACUCGGCGCCCUAUAACGUGACGCUGGGACAUUAUAACCCCGUGUUUGGGUACGGAAACGGCGUGUACGGCUGCAGUUACCACAGGGGGUCAGCGACCGGCGACGUGACCGGCGCGCACGUGUCUAAUAACCAGCGAUUCGAUGGAACGGGCGCCGGCGACGGGGCCUUCAGCUACGGACACUUCCAGGCUUCGUUACGGGGCGUAAGAGGCUGGUGA